Molecule: messenger RNA, 1149 nt
Organism: Ceratina calcarata
Lineage: Eukaryota; Metazoa; Arthropoda; Insecta; Hymenoptera; Apidae
Exons: 4
Coding region: 265-1149 (294 amino acids)
Source: RefSeq, a predicted model, not a curated record
UCUAACGGAGACAAAAAGAAGGCGAACAUAUUGGUUUUCCUCCGAUUCUAUACUUUCGAUCCUCCUCUCAUGUUACGUAACUCAGCCACGAUCACGUGACAAUCGACCUAACAGCGACAGUGGGGAUCGCCUGCUUGAGUAGCUUGAGUCGAGGUUGGUCGAGGUAUUGAGGUUGAUUGAGGUCCAUGCGAGUCUCGCCAAUUCUUCUAUGACUCUUCGAUGAAACCAUGAAAUUUCGUACCCUGUUCAAAGAUAUUCUUGACAAUGAGCAAAAGCGUCAAAAGUUGGACGGAUCUUCCCGAUAGAAUGAAACCAGAUUUUGUUUCAUACGAGGGAAAUUACGAUUUUCCGUCAUACUUACCAACAAGUGAAGAAUGCGUUAACAGUAAGGAAGAGAAAAAGGAAGAAAUAGACGAAGAAACAGAUGAAUAUAAAUUAGGACGCAACGAACCAUUUUUGAUCAUGGAAUUAAAUAGACUUGUGCCUUUCACGGAGGAUUCACUGAUCAAAUUUCAUCCUCUUAAUAUGCCUCAUGAAAAGAUCGGGGUAAUAGAAAUAGCAGGAUUUGUAUUAGACAUAAAUGAAACUGACAACUUUUAUCAGUAUACAGUCGAUGAUGGGACAGGAAUAAUAACUGUUUAUUAUCGAAAAAGUAUUAAGUCCGAGAUCGAUGAGGAAAGAAGAAAAAUCGAUGAGAAGUAUUUUCAACAUUUGUCCCGGGGUAAAAUUGAUGUCGAGGUAUUAAAGAUAGAAAUUUGUCCAGAUAAGUUCCCUGAACCACGUCCUGGUUUUAAAUAUCCUGUGGGUACAAGGAUAGAAGAUGCUCUUAUUUUCGAACACAAUUGGUCAUUGGACACUAAGAACGGGACUCGGGGCAAACCUAUAAAGCGUUGUACGUAUGUCUGUGCAAAGGGUCAAUGUCUACCCAGGUUUCCCCAGGAUAAAUGGCCUAUGAAAAAGCUUCUGUUUCACGACUUGUCUAAUUUUCCGUUACUUUUCAUGGCCGAGGAAGUUAGUGGCUUAACAGAACAUCAGUACAAUAAGAAAGUUCUUUCUUGGAUUGAAACUGACGUCCAAAAGAGAUAUAAUAAAGGUCCGUUUGAAACCUUUACAGAUGCAGAAGUGCCUAUAUUUGAUAUGAUAAUAUAA